This is a messenger RNA of Pieris napi, 1974 nucleotides long. RefSeq names its product BTB/POZ domain-containing protein KCTD9. The transcript has 6 exons. Bases 199 to 1380 code for a protein of 393 amino acids. The record is from RefSeq and is a predicted model, not a curated record. Gene Ontology annotation, molecular function: protein binding. Lineage: Eukaryota; Metazoa; Arthropoda; Insecta; Lepidoptera; Pieridae. Gene Ontology annotation, biological process: protein homooligomerization.
GUAAUCUGUCUGUGACUUGUGAAGUGUGAACGUUCAACGUAUACACACUUAACAUUAAUUAAAUAGAAAUAUUUACUUUUUAAAUACCUGACAUGUUAUAAAUAUUAUUUCAUUUUCUAAUUUCUAAAGAUUAAAUUGAAAAUGCCAACUGGUCAUAUUUCCCUUUAAUAUCAAAUAUAAAAUAUUCAUUGUGAUAAAAUGACAAACCGUGUUUUUGUGUACAAAAACUUCUCAGAAAAUGGAUUUGUUAUGGCCUUGGAAAACUCUAUGGAUGUCUUCAAAAAUAAAGUUUCAUGUCAGUUCCAAAUACCGGUGGAAAACUUAAAGUUAUAUUUAUCUAAUGGCUGUGAAAUUGUUGACCUACAUGUUCUUAAAGAUGAGGAAAAGAUAUAUUUAGAAUACGACGAGAAGUAUCAUAAAGCUAUGCAUUCCUUACCUGAAAAGGAAAACCGAUCUGUGUCCGACUGGAUUCGUUUGAAUAUCGGUGGAAAACAUUUCAUGACCACAAGAUCUACACUGUUAGCAAAAGAACCUUUAUCCAUGUUAGCAAGAAUGUUUGCUGAUGUUAAUAAUGUUUAUUUAAUGAAUCCCAGCGCUAAAGAUAAUACUGGGGCCUACCUUAUCGACCGCAGUCCUGAAUAUUUUGAACCUAUUCUAAAUUAUCUUCGUCACGGCCAAGUUAUUCUUGACACAAAUGUAAAUCCCAAAGGUGUUCUUGAAGAGGCAAUUUUCUAUGGCUUGGAUUCCAUGAUUCCACAGUUAAAUCAAUUAAUGGAGGAAAGAAAGAGUCGCCAUGACAACCACUCACUCACCAGAAUGGAUGUGGUCCGACUGAUCAUUACUACACCUACAACAUCUGAACUACGAUUUCAAGGUGUCAAUCUUGCUGGUGCUGAUCUGAGUAGACUGGAUUUGAGAUACAUUAACUUUAAGUAUGCUUGCUUAUCUAAAUGCAAUUUAAGUGGAGCUAACUUAUCUAACUGCUGUUUAGAGAGAGCAGAUUUAUCACAUGCCAAUUUGGAGGGUGCUCAUCUAUUAGGAGUAAAGGCACUUUGUGCUAAUAUGGAAGGAGCAAUUUUAAGAGGUUGCAAUAUGGAAGACCCAGCUGGCUCUAGGGCAGUCAUGGAAGGAGUCAAUUUGAAAGGUGCAAACUUGGAAGGUAGCAACAUGGCGGGCGUUAAUUUACGUGUGGCAACACUGAAAAAUGCCAACCUUCAGAAUUGUGAUCUAAGAACUGCAGUUUUGGCGGGAGCUGAUUUAGAGUCUUGCGAUCUCUCGGGCAGUGACUUACACGAAGCUAACCUGCGCGGUGCCAACUUGAAAGACGCAGCGUUUGAACUAAUGCUGACACCUUUACACAUGUCACAGACUAUACGAUAAUAGAUUAUAGAAGAUUUUCACAUUAAUUGAAAUUUUAUAGUGUAAAAAGGCUUAUUUCUACAUGUGUUUCACUGCUAUCUAGUUUAUUUAAUAAAAUCGGCCUCAGCACGACUCGAACUUAAUAAAAAAGUCCUGAACUUAUGAAAUAAACCAGUUAAGUGACAUCAUAGAAAAAUAUGGUUAUUUCUGUGGUUGUAAAAUUUGCUAUAUUAUGAGGUAUAUAUGUGCUGUGGUUUUAAAGGAGUUACAGAUAUAUAUUACAACUUUCCUUCAAAUAUUAAAGUUAUAGAUGGGAAAAUGUAUUUAAAAUAGUAAUAAAUAUUUAUUUAUUGUAUAUAUGCAUUUGUUGUAUUAAAAGAAUGUCAAGGUAUAUUGAGAAUUACUUUGGACAAUUAAUUGUUAGUUAAUAUAGUAAUUGGCUUUUGCUUCACGUAGAUUUUAAUAGCUAGAACAAUUGGCAAAUAGUUAUGUAGAACAUUAUGUCUACUUAAUUAUAGGUACACAUAAGUAUUAUGAAUGACUUUUAUUCAUUGAAUCUUAAAAUUUGUGAUAUAUUAUACCGUGUUUUUUGAAAUAAAGAUAAAAUAGAGAUUG